CUUCAGAAUUACCAUUGACAGCCGAAGCGCAACUUUUCCCCAGGCAAAGUGAAAUCAAGCCGCGGACUCGGACAAAAUAUAGUCCUCGUUUUUCAACUUAAAUUUAUCGAAAGAAAAGCGAACCCGCUUCCCGGUCGGACCCGUCGACGUUCGGCCGUCAUCUGGAGAGGACCCGUCCGGGGCCGGAGCUCUUUCUGCCGGGUUUGGAGCACUUUUUGAGACGGGCGGAAAGUGGGUGAUGAGUCCUAGCCUGGAAAAGAAGCGAGAACUUGCUUUGCAGCCUGAGUAGUUCUUCUUUCAAUUGUUAUUGUCGCUUUAAAAAAUCUUUAAUUCACUUAAACUUCGUCUCGGUCGCGUCGAAAGUGGGAGAAAAGUGUUUUUCUGGUCGGAACAUGGAACUACAAGGCCUGCAAGAGGCGUUGAAAGUAGAAAUCCAAUGUCAUCAGGAUGGAGAGCUUAAGAGACAGCUACACGACAGGCAAACAAGAAUAACAGCCCUGAGCGAUAAACAAUUGCAGAAUCAGACGUUGUGCAAAGGCCUCAACGAACUUCAGAACGGACAGAAGCUGGCAGUCAGAAGUUGUCCUGUAGGGACGACGAAGCCGCUGUCUCUCAUCAAGCCUCCCAGCCAGGGCAUCGCCAUCUCCGUGGUGCCGGCCAAGGCUCCCGUUUCCAUGGUGACGGCACAUAUUAACGGACAGAAGGCGGCGAGCUCGGAGCCGCUGCAGACGUCCCCCAUCAACCUCCAGACGGGCGGCAGGGUGGCGGCGGCUGGAGUCCACCCGUUCAGCAGCAGGAGAGCCGGAGAGCUGCCUCCUUCUCAGAUGCUGGGAACUCUCACUGCUGUCCCCAUCAAGGUGCCUCAAGUCAGCUCGCUGCACCGGCUGGCAGGACAAGCAGCCACCGUGCUACCUCAGGUCAGGCCAAAGACCCAGAUCCCCGACAGCCUCCCCCACAGUCCGUGUCAGGAGCUGCAGCCUCUCAGCCUGCAGAGGGCCACAGCUGUGGUCAGUCCCAAGAGCCAGGGCCCCACCCUGCCCACCGCCAACAGCACCUUCAGCCCCGACCACCAGCCCAACGGCCAGAGCGACGCCUCGCCGCCCUCCGCCCCGUCGCACGGCCUGUCGGGAGGCCCAGACUCCGGUGGCCCCGGCCAGCACGCCUCCGCGGGUCCCGGCGUGGCGUACGCCAUCAUCGCCGCCUCGCCAGCCACUGGGAACGGGGUGUCCGCCGUCAGCGAGGCCGUCAAGGUGCAGCCACUGCUCUUCAGCCCUGAUAACAAGGUGAUAAUAAUCCAGCCUCAGGCCCCGAGCAGCACCGACGGGUCCCCGGGGGCCCAGGCUGACCUCCCGUCUCAGGAGGCCCCACCAGCCCCGAAGUCCCCGAAGUCCCCGAAGUCUCCGUCCCAGAAGACUGACGAGGACCCCGAGAAAAUCGCCUUCAUGGUGGCCCUGGGCCUCGUCACCACAGAACAUCUGGAAGAAAUCCAGACGAAGCGGCAGGAGAGGAAGAGACGAAGCACAGCGAACCCGGCCUACAGCGGCCUGUUCGAACCCGAGCGUAAACGACUGGCGUCACAUUACCUGAACAGCUCACUCUUCCUGUCAGCACGAGACACUGAGGAUUUCUGCUGGAAGGAGGACGUGGAGCAUGACGAGCACUGUGCCGUCUGUAAGGAGGACGGAGAGCUGCAGCCCUGCCACAACUGCCCCAGAGCCUUCCACCCCAACUGCCUGCACCCGCCUCUCAAGACCCCCCCCAGAGGACCCUGGUACUGCCCCAAGUGCCAGAAGAAGGUGCUGAACAAAGAAAACCUGUCGUGGCCACAGAACUUCGUUCAGUCCUACGUCACACACAAGACAGUGAGGCAGGAGGAGAAGCGACGGCUGCUGAGACGAAACAACGAGCUGAAGAACGAGUGUGCUCACCUGGAGGAACAAGAGAAGAAGAUCAACAACACACUGCAGCAAUGCAUGGACCUGAGGGAGCGGCUGCUGGGGCAGCAGAGAGACACUCAGGCGUCGCUCGAGCGCCUCAAAGCUCUGAUCAGGCUGAUUCAACGCGACCAGCUCAUCCAGGUCACCAUGACCGCCUCCCUGCUCUCCCAGUCCUGGAUCAAACCCACCAGCGCCGCCAUCGCGGCCGCCACCGCCGCCAUCCCGGGCCCCUCGGCCACGCCCCUGCAGAAGAGCCACGCCCACAGCCAGGAUGACGCCAACAACUAGCCGUCGAGGGCGCUGAUGAUUUCUUUUUGUCUGAAUAAUAUCUAACCACGAUUUCUCCACCAAAGGGAGAAAGCAGAGCCUCUAUCCUCCACUCGAUUCAAGUAUUUUUUAAAACCCAACACCUACAGUGCUUACGAGAUUUCUUUUUUUAAGUUCUUUUCUAUUUAUUAAUGUUCUUGGCCUUAAUGUAUUUAUUACAAAAAGUUAGACGACAGCUGCCGCAGAGACUCGACGGGAGUUUCUGCGCGCGGUCCAAAAGAUAUUUCCCUUUUUUAAACACAGGUAUAAUAAUUGUUCUGCGUAUAGCGAGAGAGAACAGUAGAGUUAGUGGUAGUGAGACACGGAGCGUCGCGGAGAGACGGACUGUACAGCGAUGAUAUAUCUGAGUAGAUGUUUGUUCUCAUUCUCCUAUGAACAAUGUUUUUGCCAUAAUAAUUCAGGAAAAUGUUUUCAUCGUGUAUGUAAACGCAUACGAGCCUUCAAACAAAAACAGAGAAUAACUUUUUUUCAGUAUUAAUAGAGUUAAAGUCAAAGAAAAAAGUAUUUAAGAUAAAACUACAGAAAUUAGCAUUUCUAGUGGAGAUUUUAGUAUUUUCAUGCUGAUGCCUGUUGAUAAAUGUAAGUUUGGAGUAUUCAAGGGGAUCACUGUACAUAUGUUGUAUUAUUAUGAUUAUUAUCAUGAUCGCAGGUUUCUUUUUGUUUUUUUACUGAAGUCACACAUCUGAGAGCGACGACGUCUCGACAGUCAGCUGAUCGUUUCUGUUCACAGCAACACAAACGAGAACGCGACAGUCAGACGAACUGUUUCCACCUCGACACCACGCAGCUCGCUGUGACCAGAGACUAGAGCCGCCAUCUUUCUGUCUCUGCAGCCACCAGACUCCUUUGAAGAAAGCAGGAAUUUUACCUGGUAGAACAGCAGAGUGUCUCGUCCUCCGCCUCCUCGAUUAGUGAGUCUGUUUGUGUUAUUGUGCGACUCCAGUGUUGUAAAGUCUUAGUUCAGAUCCACUGACGUGUCACAAUAACACACUAACAUUCGAGGCAACGUGGAUGAGACACUUCUGCUGUUCUACCAGGUAAAAUUACUGCUUUUUUCAAGGGAGUCUGGUGGCUUUGAAGAGAGCAGUACAGCUUCAGGUGAAGGUGAAGGUGUGCUGGCUAACAUAAUAUCAGCUGCGAGGACUGAAGUUUCUGUUUCUGCAUCUCAGAGAGAACAAAGUCGUCGUUCUCGUUUGUGUUUGAGCUGGUCAGAAGUCGAGCGGCUGGAUCUGCAGGCGGGAGCGAAGUUUGUUCACCUGCACUCAAACGCAACACGCCAGUCGAUGUGUGAUGGUCCGUUCAGUCCCUGUUCCUCUUCAGCCAGUAUCGAAAAUAUGCCAAAAACUUUUCUUUGUUUUUGUACUGGGAUCAUCUCUCAAUAAUGUCUAUAGCGCUUUUUUGUUUUUUCUCUCCCUGCCUAUUUUAUAUUUUCGCUUUUGGAGCUUUUUUUACUCUCGUGUUUUAUGAACGUUUUAACAGUGACGAGCCUGUUAGUCUGACAGAUGAACACUGCCUCAAGUACAAAUCCUUUCAAAUCCAGGGUUUUCGUCUUUGUUGCGUCAUUUUAUAGACACCAGUCAAUCAGAAACGGGACGGCCGUCAAACUGCAACAACACCGUUUGACCGCCGGCGGACCGGCGGGGCGCAGACGGCGUCCUCCCGGUUUAACGUCACCACAGUGGAAACCAGGAGGGCGCUGCUGGUCCUGCUCGGCUCCUGUUGUCUCACUAGUCUUCCUGCUGGUCCAGAAAGGUUCAGUUUAAGUGUUACGACAUUAGAUUUAGUCCAUUUGUUAUUUCUGAUCAUACUGUAUCACCACAGUCGCGGUGCAGCUUUCUGCCACCUGAUGCACAAACAUGAACAAAUAAUCCAGAGAGGAAAAAAAAAAAAAAAAGCCUUUUAUCAGAAGAGAAACACGAGGGAGAAGUGAGAGGAGGCGGAUUUAUUUUAGUCUGAAUCAUAUCCAGGUCGCCUGUUCGAUGAUCAUCGUCUGUUCGGCACAAAACUCAGAUACGUCGAGUUCCAGUCAGACGGACUCGAACUAAACGGUCACAUCAGCGUUAAUAUCAAGGAAUAAAACACGUUUCUGUUCUCUUCACUGUUGUGUGACUGAGAAAAGAAGUGAGUCAACAUGAUUAACAGUAAACUGAGAACAGUCGCGUCGCUGCUGCUCGCCACAUAUUUCAUAUUUACUUCUAAUGCGCUUUAUCAGAGUUCAGAGCCGGUCGGCGUCUGUUCAACAAUAUCUAAUUCAUUAACUAAAGAAAACUAAAAAUGAGUCAAUGUGCCUUUAAAUCUACCAAAAUUCAUCAGAUGUGACAUAAACUGAAAUCUGUGUUUGUUAUCUGUUUUCUUUCCUCUUGGAAGAAAUAACAGAAUGAUUAACUAAUUUAUUUCUAACGGGAACCAAAAAUAUUCAGGAAAUGCAAAAUUAAAAUUCUGGUGAAACCCGUCGAGUCGAGCAAAAUGUAAUUAAUAUUUAAAUGUUCUCAUUUCUGUAUUAACUCUCAAAAUACAAAGAAAUUAAAUAAAUUCCAAAAUAAGAUCAUUUAAUAGGAAAGUUAAAAUAAAACGUGUUUUAGAUACAAAGAUAAACAAAUAAAAUAAAUGUAAAUUUGUCACAUUCAGAGUUAAUUACAUGUUUCAGGUCUUUUGGUGGAUUUAAAGGCACCUCGUGUGUUUCCUGCCUCUGUGUUCAGACAGGUGUGAUAUGAAACACAGUGACGUCAGCAGACACGUGUUCACAUUUACCCGACUUGCCUUUUAAAACGAAUAAAAUCAUGAUCAGAGUGGAGAACGAGCCACGUGAUGCAUAUCCCGUCUCACCGCGAGCCGCCGGACGGACGGAACCACAUCAGCUCCGUCCCGAACAGAAACCCUCCCCAGAACAAUCCUCUCCAUCCGUUUCUAGAGAUCUUCUCCGGGAGAAACUGUGCAGUGCUUAAACAGAUCUAUUUUAAUACACGACACAACAUUUGAACAAAUAAGAAGAAAAAAAAAGAACAUUUUUAUAUUCUUUUAUCAAGGAGCAAAAAAAAAAGAAGAAGAGAACAUUUGGGUUUUCUAUCGUUUGCUGGUUCUGCAUUCUGACUUCUAGCUUGCGACGUUCGAUGUUUUAUUUUGCGGCGAGGAGGCGACGACACGUUUAGACGAGAUGAAAAUGUGUGUUGGCUGUUUGAAGUAGAAGUUCUUUUCUUUGUCAUUAAUAAGGGGGCUGUCCAGUGGAUAGUGUGUAUAGGAAAGUGUUUGUCUUAAAUAUGCCAAUGUAGUUUUUUUCUUCUUUAUGAUGCAUUAAAAAAGUUGAUCGAUGGAAAAAGUUGGUAACAUGAUUCAAGAGUAGUCUCACUUUUUUGUACCGAGUUCUUACGAAAAAUGGAAUCAUUAAUAAACAAAAUCAAGAACA
Molecule: messenger RNA, 5667 nt
Organism: Acanthopagrus latus (yellowfin seabream)
Lineage: Eukaryota; Metazoa; Chordata; Actinopteri; Spariformes; Sparidae
Gene: phf21b
Product: PHD finger protein 21B
Exons: 15
Coding region: 393-2225 (610 amino acids)
Source: RefSeq, a predicted model, not a curated record